Talaromyces stipitatus ATCC 10500 is the source of this 1605-nucleotide messenger RNA. Its product is annotated as monooxygenase, putative. Lineage: Eukaryota; Fungi; Ascomycota; Eurotiomycetes; Eurotiales; Trichocomaceae. Bases 42 to 1196 code for a protein of 384 amino acids. The transcript is spliced from 3 exons. Gene Ontology annotation, molecular function: FAD binding. The record is from RefSeq and is a predicted model, not a curated record.
AAUACUGAAAACUCAUCCAUGAACAGUCUACUUCCUCUAAGAUGACUAUAUCGCAAGCAGCCAUUGCUAUCGUUGGCGCCGGUCCGGCGGGUCUCACUUUUGCACGACUCCUUGAGCUCGCCGGUAUCGACUAUGUUGUAUUUGAACAAGCCGAAUCUGCCUUGUGGGCUGAUAAGCAUUCCAGCAGCGGCACCUUGGACAUCCAUAAAGGCUCGGGGCAGGCUGCUUUGAAAGAAGCCGGCUUGAUGGCAGACUUCCAAUCACUCGCCCGCUGGGGCGUGCCAGUCAAAUUUGUCGACUUAAACGGCAACGUUGUUCUUGAUACUGUCGCCGGCAAUAGUGGUGAAGAUAAGCCGGAAAUUGAUAGAAGGGAUCUUCAAAAACUUCUCCUUGGCUCUAUUCCGGCUAGCAAAGUUCGCUGGGGCUUCAAGAUCCUACAAGUGCAGGUAGAUAGUGAUGGGUCGCAAUCAGUUCAUUGUGAAAAUGGUAGUGUUGAAUCUGGAUUCCGUCUUGUGGUAGGUGCAGAUGGCGCUUGGUCCAAAGUCAGGAAACUUGUCACCUCUGCUGAACCGCAGUAUUCCGGGACUCACUUCUUUACUACAUUUCUCAAGUCAGAUAACCCACACUACUCCUCGUUGACCUCGAUGGUAGGCAAUGGGAAUUACCUAGCCCUAAACAAUGGGCGACAGUUCUUCUUGCAUUACCUAGGCGACGGGUCAUAUCACCUCGCCGUCGGCAUGAAACUCCCCGAAACCUGGGCUCUGGAAGUCACGAAGCAUCACGGUCCAUCAACAUUAUGGCAGUCAUUGCUUCGGUAUGAAUUCGCCGAAUGGGCUCCAGAACUCACCGACUUAAUCAAGUCUAGCACCCAUACGUUCCGCUCUUGGCCAGUGUACUCUAUACCAAAGACGUCUGUGCCUUGGAAACAUACCCCCGGAGUCACAUUGCUUGGGGAUGCGGCUCAUCUAACAGAACCCACCGGAGAUGGUGUUAACAAUGCCUUGCAAGACAGUGUGGAGUUGGCCAGAUGUAUCAUCAAGCAUGGGAUUGAUGACCUAGACUCUGCUGUUGUAGAGUAUGAGAAGGCGAUGUUCCCUCGUGCAAUUGAAGCAAUUGAGAAGGGUCAAUGGUUUGCUGAGCACUUAUUCAAGGCUGAAUCGUCUCAAAGUUUUCUUCAGGCUGCUACGAGCCGGUAAUGUACUCGCAAAUGUAUGGAGUAGUAUACAACAAGGAAAGAAGCAGGAAGCAUCUGUCGAUUAGGGUUAUCAGGGUUAGGACUUUUAGGAAUCUGUAGCCUCAGGCGCUAAGGCAAGCACGAAAAAAGGAGUCCGCUGAUUGGCUGAAAGCAGUUGUUGCUGUGACGCGUGAGACGCGGUAAGGAGUUCAGGAGAAACAAUAACUUCAUUGUCAACAGUAGCUUGAUGAAAUGGUAAAUAAAACACAAGCCUCUGUGUCCUUCGCAGCUCUCAGGUUUCCAGAAGAUUUUGUGCUAUUUUUGACAUAUGUAAAUGGGGCUGAUGACAAAUGGGGCCUCGCUGUUCAAUAGUGCGAUAAAAACAGUCAAGCGCCAUAUCAGCUAUCUAUCUUCUCCAGUCUUCACCCUCC